AUGGAUUCAGACUCAGCUAAAGAAACAAGAAUUGUCCUCCUGGGAAAAACUGGAGCUGGUAAAAGUUCAACAGGGAACACCAUCCUGGGAGAGAAGAAGAAGAAGGCUUUCAAUGUCUACUCGUCUCCUUCAUCUGUGACUAAGGAAUGUCAAAAAGAAACUUGUCACCUGAACGACAGAAAAGUGACCAUCAUUGAUACUCCAGGGCUGUUUGACACAAAGCUCUCUGAUAAAGACUUAAAAACAGAAAUAGAAAAAUGUAUCAUGAUGUCUCCUCCUGGACCACAUAUAUUCCUGCUUGUCAUCAGGCUUGGUGUACGCUUUACAGAAGAGGAGAAGAAUACCAUAAAGUGGAUCAUGAAAAACUUUGGUGAGGAAGUCUCAAAGUACACAGUUGUUGUUUUCACCAGAGGUGAUGAGCUUGAAGGCACCAUUGAGAGCUAUUUGCAGAAAAGUGAAAAGCUGAAGAAGCUCAUUGGUGACUGUGCAGGUAGAUAUGUUGUGUUUAACAAUGAGAACAUUGGAAAUCGCACUCAGGUGAACAAGCUAUCUAAGAUAAUAGACAAGGCAGUAGAAUUAAAUGGAGGCCAUUAUACCAGGAAGCUUUUCGAACAGGCCCAGAAUAAACUAUGGCGGGCUCAGGUUGGACAACGUGUGGAGAAUGCAGGAAGUUGUUUAAUGUUAGCAGCAGCAGGAGCAGCUGCACCUGCAGUUGGUGGUGCAAUGAUGGCAGGGGAAGCUGCAGCUUUGUCAGCCACACAAAUGGCAGCACUAGGAGGUGCAGCAGUUAUGAAAGGUAUCGGAUGGUUAAUCACACCUAAAAAAGACAACAGCUAA
Molecule: messenger RNA, 837 nt
Organism: Cyprinodon variegatus (sheepshead minnow)
Lineage: Eukaryota; Metazoa; Chordata; Actinopteri; Cyprinodontiformes; Cyprinodontidae
Product: GTPase IMAP family member 4-like
Exons: 2
Coding region: 1-837 (278 amino acids)
Molecular function (GO): GTP binding
Source: RefSeq, a predicted model, not a curated record